Molecule: messenger RNA, 2724 nt
Organism: Lepidothrix coronata (blue-crowned manakin)
Lineage: Eukaryota; Metazoa; Chordata; Aves; Passeriformes; Pipridae
Gene: SKOR1
Product: SKI family transcriptional corepressor 1
Exons: 8
Coding region: 16-2622 (868 amino acids)
Biological process (GO): negative regulation of transcription by RNA polymerase II; negative regulation of BMP signaling pathway
Cellular component (GO): transcription regulator complex; nucleus
Molecular function (GO): DNA-binding transcription factor activity, RNA polymerase II-specific; SMAD binding; RNA polymerase II cis-regulatory region sequence-specific DNA binding
Source: RefSeq, a predicted model, not a curated record
GCGUUUUGGGGGGGAAUGGAGGCGAUCGCCAGUCAGAUGGGAAAUGGGAGAGAUGCAAGCUCCUCCCCAAAUUCAAAGCAAGAGCUGCAGCCGUACCAAGGCUCCAAUACCCUCAAGCCCAACCAAGUGGGUGAGACCUCCCUGUACGGCGUGCCCAUCGUGUCCCUGGUCAUCGACGGGCAGGAGCGGCUCUGCCUGGCGCAGAUCUCCAACACGCUGCUCAAGAACUACAGCUACAAUGAGAUCCACAACCGGCGGGUGGCCCUGGGCAUCACCUGCGUGCAGUGCACGCCGGUGCAGCUGGAGAUCCUGCGGCGGGCCGGGGCCAUGCCCAUCUCCUCCCGCCGCUGCGGCAUGAUCACCAAGCGGGAGGCGGAGCGGCUCUGCAAGUCCUUCCUGGGCGAGCACAAGCCGCCCAAGCUGCCCGAGAACUUCGCCUUCGACGUGGUGCACGAGUGCGCCUGGGGCUCCCGGGGCAGCUUCAUCCCGGCCCGCUACAACAGCUCCCGCGCCAAGUGCAUCAAGUGCAGCUACUGCAGCAUGUACUUCUCCCCCAACAAGUUCAUCUUCCACUCCCACCGCACCCCGGACUCCAAGUACACCCAGCCCGACGCCGCCAACUUCAACUCCUGGCGCCGCCACCUCAAGCUCAGCGACAAGACGGCCACGGAGGAGCUGUCGCACGCCUGGGAGGAUGUCAAGGCCAUGUUCAACGGCGGCACCCGCAAGCGGACCUUCUCCCUGCAAGGGGCGGCCGCCGGCGGGCCCGGGGCCGGCUCCCCCGCCGCCAAGGCGGCCCUGCACCCGCCGCCGCCCGCGGGCCCCGAGCUGGCCCCGGCGCACAAGAGCCUGCGGUGCAGCGGGCAGGAGGCGGCGGGCGAGCGCGGGGCGCUGGGGCUCGCGGGGGCGCACGGCGGGGCCGCGGGCGCGCACGGCGGGGCGGGCGCGGUGCGCAGCUACCCGGUGAUCCCGGUGCCCAGCAAGGGCUUCGGGAUGCUGCAGAAGCUGCCGCCGCCGCUCUUCCCCCACCCCUACGGCUUCCCCGCCGCCGCGUUCGGACUGUGCCCCAAGAAGCAGGAGGAGGCGCUGGGCGGCGCGGGGGGCGGCGAGGCGGGCAAGGGCGGCGCGCUGCCCCCCGGCAUGUUCUGGGGACCCCCGCACCCGCACCCGCACCAGCCGGCACAGCCGCCGCACCAGCCCGGCGCCGCCAAGGACAGCGGCGUGUACCCCUCGUUCCCCGUGUUCUGGCCGGCCGCCGGCAGCCUGCCCGUGCCGCCCUACCCCGCGCAGAGCCCGGCCAAGGCGGCCGCCACCGCCGUGGUGGUGGCGGCGGCGGCAGCGGCGGCGGCGGCGGCGGCCGAGCCGGCGGGGCUGGCGGGGCGGCACGGGGAGCUGGAGGGCUCCGAGCCCUCGGGCAGCGGCAGGAGCAGCGCGACCCCCCAGGAGGGCGCGGGGGCGGAGGGCGAGCGCUGCCCCAGCGCCCUGUCGCGGGCGGCGGGCGAGGAGGAGCGCUCUGGGGACGAGGCGCUGCUCGCCCCGCUGCCGCUGCCCAGGAAGGGCAGCUACCUGUCCGCCUUCCGCCCGGUGGUGAAGGACGCCGAGAGCAUCGCCAAGCUCUACGGCACCCGCGAGGCGUUCGGCGGCGCGGGGCCCCGCGGUCCCGGCUACCUCUCCCCGGACUUCCUCAGCGAGGGCAGCUCCAGCUACCGCUCGCUGUCCCCCGGGGGGGACACGGCCGAGGAGCCCGAGGUGGACGUAGAGUCCAACCGCUUCCCGGAGGACGAGGAGGAGGAAUCCGCCGCCGUCCCCGCCGCCGCCGUCCCCUCCGAGGGCCGGGAGCCGCCGCCGCCGCGGCUGCUGGCGGGGCCCGAGGAGCCGCCGCCCGCCGGGGCCGACGGGCCCGAGGAGAAGACGGGCGAGGUGCCCACGGAGGGCGGUCCGGCCCCCGACGGCAGCCCCGAGCGGAGCAGCAGCAGCGGCGCCUACGAGGUGCGGGGCCGGGAGGGACCUGCCCUCGGGGGUCCCCGCGGGGUGUUCGCGCCGGAGAGGGGGGAGCCCCUGCAGCCGCUGAAACCCGCCGCGUCCCUGGGAGCCCCCGCCGCCUUCCUCUGCACCCCCGAGGCCAAGGAGCAAGAUAAAGAAGACAAUCACUCCGCGGCAGAGGAUUUAGAGACCAGAAAAUCCUAUCAGGACCAAAGGAAUGUCUCUCAUCCCAGCCCUGUAAAUACCGACAGAGGCGAGGAAGGCCUUGCCAUGGAUGUCACCGGGACGCAGCUGGUGGAGAAGGACAUCGAAAACUUGGCCCGAGAUGAGUUACAAAAACUGGUCCUGGAGCAAAUGGAGCUGAGGAAAAAGCUGGAGAGGGACUUCCAGAGCCUGAAAGAUAACUUCCAGGACCAGAUGAAGCGGGAACUGGCGUACCGGGAAGAGAUGGUGCAGCAGCUGCAGAUCGUCCGAGACACGCUGUGCAACGAGCUGGACCAGGAGAGGAAAGCGCGCUACGCCAUCCAGCAGAAGUUGAAAGAGGCUCACGACGCGCUGCAUCACUUCUCCUGCAAAAUGCUGACCCCGCGGCACUGCACGGGGAACUGCUCCUUCAAGCCGCCGCUGCUGCCCCAGUGAGCCCCCCCGGCGCCCCCUCCCCCCGAAGCCAUGCGGGCACAGCCCACACAAGCCAUUUCCACGAGGAGACACUUGUACAUAGAGGACUCGGAGCCCGGCUUU